AUGCCAUUCACCUUGCUCAUUUAUUCUACAACCAAAAAACAAAUUCGUGAGUUGUCAACUCAGGCAUCGGCACUAUGCACGUCUUCAAAGCGCCUGUUCAUACACGAUCUGCUAUAUGUGCAUGAUUUCCUAAUCGAUUCAGGUGCUGAUCACUUAAUCCUAAAACUGAAGGAACUCGACGCAGUAACUACAAUAAACUCAAUACAGAGGAGUACGCACAUUACUACGUCGCAAACCGAUCGCCGAUAUAAACAUAUGGUAAACAUAUGCCUUGGAUUGAGACGCGAAUUUUCAUGGAAUUUCUCUAUAGUAGAUUGCUCAUUAUCAAUAAUCGGUGCGGACUUUCUAAACGAAUAUGGUUUUCUUGCAGACAUCAAACGUAAACUGGUAAUCGAUCCAUUGACUGGAGCGUCUUCCGAAGGUGACGAUUUCACCUCAGAACGAGCUAAUGUAACGCACUUCAUCGAAACUACGAGACCACCGGUCACAGCAAAAGCAAGACGAUCAUCACUAGAUGAACUAAAGAUUGCUAAAAAGAAAUUCAACGAACUGCUCGAACUAGCUAUCUGCAGACCAUCAAAGCCCAACUACGCCUCGCCGCUGCAUAUGGUACUAAAAGCUAAUGGGGACUGGCGUCCAUGUGUUGACUAUCGGCAGUUGAAUUCACAUACAAAAACCGAUAAAAAUCCCAUUCUUCACCUGCAAAAUUUUCCAAAUAUCCUUUACGGAAAGCGCAUAGCCACAUCGACUUACUUCAAGUCCUAA
Anastrepha obliqua is the source of this 765-nucleotide messenger RNA. RefSeq lists its product as uncharacterized. Lineage: Eukaryota; Metazoa; Arthropoda; Insecta; Diptera; Tephritidae. The transcript is spliced from 2 exons. The record is from RefSeq and is a predicted model, not a curated record. The coding region runs from base 1 to 765 and encodes 254 amino acids.